UCUCUUUCCUUCUGCAGCAAGCACUCAACCAUACCUUGUGUUGUUCUCUUUUCCCCCCUUCUUUUUUUUCUCACCUUUCCACGGAGCUGUGCUCUGUUAAUCCAAUUAAUCCAAAAAAGCAAAUUUCGGUAGCUUGCUGGUCUUGCUAUCACCAACUUAAUCCACUUCAACCCAAACAACACCGGGUUACUUGCUCCACACGCUCUUCAGCGCAAAGAUCAUUCUUUUCAAGACAAUUCAAUUUUUCAGCACUCGAUUUUAAUUAAUAACGAAGUUUCAAAAUGUCCGCCAUCCAGCUCUCAUUCUCCCUCCGCGUCUCCUCCGGCGUCAAGACCGUCCACCUCCUCGGCUCCUGGGACAACUACAGCGGCCAGCUCCCGCUCUCCAAGGACAAGAGCUCCUCCAAGGGCACCUGGAAGGGUACCUUCCGCUUCCAGCAGGCGACCCUCCAGCCCGGCCAGCGCUACUGGUACUACUACAUCAUCGAUGGGUACCACGUCUCGCACAACCCCAGCGAGGACUCCACCGUCGAGCCCACCACCGGCCGCGCCCUGAACAUCCUUGACGUUCCCAAGGCCAAGUCUUCCUCUUCUUCUUCUUCCAAGUCGUCGUCCCGCAAGUCGACCUCCUCGUCCAAGAGCCGCUCGUCCACCAGCGGCGACGUCGCCAAGGGCCGCCCCCUGUCCGUCUCCCAGAUCAAGGCCCCCAAGCCCGUGUCGCCCAACGCCACCCGCCACAUCCUCGACAGCGACUUUGACGAGGACGAGCUCAGCAGCCGCUUUGCCGCCACCGGCAUCUACGAGGACGAGUACUACAACGAGGACGUCAUCACCGACUUCGGUGCCCCCGGCUCCCCCGUCUCGUCCGUCGGCUCCUCGCUCUCGUACCGCUCCGACAGCUCCGGCUCGUCCGGCUACAGCACCCCGGCGUCGGACUGCUCCAGCUGCACCUGCGAGCGCUACGGCAUCACCCGCAAGGGCGAGCGCGUCCUCCUCGACUGCGGCGGCUCCCGCUGCUCGUACGACGACUCGUGCUCCUCCGAGGACGAGGCCGAGUACGUCGAGCGCAGCUCCCGCCGCAACGGCAUCGUCGUCCGCGACUAAGCGUCCUGCGGCAAUGCCUCGGGUGAGGAAAAGAAGAAGAUGAACUUUUUUGUUUUGGCAGUCUGUCGAAAAAAAGACUUGGUUUAAUGAGAGGACCCAGCAGAGGGCGCGGAUUUUCCCACCUCGCAGCCUGAGUCCUCGGUGCUUGCCCCCUCUUGGGGCAUCCACCGCCAGUCGACGUCGACGCCGUCCAGGGCCGAUAUCCACGCGGAAAGAGCCAAUUCCCAAUGGCCGUUCCACUCACUCAACCCACACUUCGUUGUUUGAAACACAGCAGCGGUGAGCCGGGCUGAACCGGACCCCCCCCCCUACCCAUCCCGGGUACUUAUUUUUU
Molecule: messenger RNA, 1437 nt
Organism: Chaetomium fimeti
Lineage: Eukaryota; Fungi; Ascomycota; Sordariomycetes; Sordariales; Chaetomiaceae
Exons: 1
Coding region: 282-1103 (273 amino acids)
Source: RefSeq, a predicted model, not a curated record